UGUCACUAUCUGCCCAUCUAACGUCAUCUCCCUCGUGCUUUUAAGAGCCCUUAAAGUACUGCAGGCCGCCAUGAGGUCUCCCGGUGCCUUCUCCUCUUCAGGCUGAACAAGCCCAGCUCCCUCAGGCCUUCUUCACAGGAGCGGUAAGUCUGAGGACUCCUGCCACGUAACAUCUCAUUCUGUAAAUCUACGUUCUCAGAGGAGCGGAAGCUCCCCCCUACUGACGGGUCCCAGAAGCACAGGCGCGGCGAUGCUCACAGCUCCCAGGCGGCACCGCUGCAAAGCUGAGGGAAAGCUGGCAGGGCUCCUGCUUCGCAGCCACGAGCACCCUGCGACACGCCGACGUCUGACCCCCGCUGAUUAAGUUAUGCCUCCCGAGAUCGCAGCCAAACGCCAAGGCAAACAAGCGGAUAAGGCUUGCGGCCCGUUACUCCGCGCUGCUUCACCAGCUGCCAACCGGCCGCUCUACCCAACGCGGGCUGGGAGAGGAAGAAGGACGGUCUCUGUGGCGGGAGGCGGCCGCUCUAACCCCCGUUCUCUAUAGUCAGGAGCCUCCCGCAACCCGCCACCACAGGCCGGGAGGUUAAGUCAUGUUUUCUGACGCUCCAAGAACAACGAUCACUGCGGUUCCAUGAAUCGCAAAACCACAAGAAGUGCAGCUGCCCUUCCUAUUUCCAGCUUCCCUUUUUUUACAGUGACGUUCUUCUUGGGACCUUUGGCUUCAUCCCUACUGAGUGCAACGCAAGGGGCCCACUGUGGGGUCUGAGGGAGGAAGCACUUUGCUGAUCAGGGGGAGCCAUGGCCUUAAGCUUGUAUGUAUUUCAUUUCUUCAGUAAGUUCAAAGUGCUCCUGCUUGUCACUUUGUGUUUGAUGGUGCUGUGGGCUGCAUUCAGUUACUUUGUGGAUUCUGGACAGACUAUUCCUAAACUUAAGAGUGUUGGGGAGCAUUUUGGAAAGGUAAUCAGCCUGGAGGGGGAAGAGGACAGUCAGAAGGAAGAGAAGAUGAAGUUAACUGAAGAUGUUCCUGCAACAAAGCCACCUCAGGGUCCCUGCCCAGCUCUGUCUCCAUACCUGCGAGGUGCCAGCAAACUGACCUUCAAUCCAUCUCUCACACUAGAAGAAGUACAAAAGGAGAACCCUCAGGUGGCUGAGGGCCGAUAUCGCCCUACAGAGUGUUCAGCAUUGCAGCGUGUGGCCAUCCUCAUCCCGCAUCGCAACCGCGAGAGGCAUCUGCUGUACCUCUUGGAGCACCUGCACCCAUUCCUGCAGAGGCAGCAGCUGGAAUAUGGCAUCUACGUUAUCCACCAGGCUGGCAGCACCAAAUUUAAUCGAGCUAAACUGCUGAACGUGGGAUAUCUAGAGGCCCUGAAAGAAGAGAACUGGGACUGUUUCAUUUUCCAUGAUGUGGAUCUGGUGCCAGAGAAUGACUUCAAUAUUUACAUGUGUGACAGACAACCAAAGCACCUUGUAGUUGGCAGGAACAGUACUGGAUACAGGUUACGUUACCAGGGAUAUUUUGGAGGUGUAACUGCUCUAACAAGAGACCAGUUUUCCAAGGUGAAUGGAUUCUCUAACAACUACUGGGGUUGGGGUGGAGAAGAUGACGACCUUCGAAUCAGGGUUGAGAUGCAGAAGAUGCGAGUGAUGAGGCCGUCUGCUGACGUAGCCAGAUACACGAUGAUCUUCCACAACCGUGACCGUGGCAAUGAGGAGAACAGAGAGAGGAUGAAGCUUCUGCGCCAGGUAUCUAGAACAUGGAAAACAGAUGGGUUGAAUUCCUGUUCAUAUAGACUGCUGUCAGUGGAACAUAACCCUUUAUACAUCAACAUAACGGUAGAUUUCAGCGUGCAGCCAAAGAUCUCAUAAGGGUGAGCACCACAAAGGUUUUAGGAAAUCGCAGCAGAUCUUGUUUGUGGUUGGUGGUACAGCAGAUGACUUGCAGCACUCUGCUUGAAAGAGUACUUCAGCAGCACAGAAGAAUGUCUUUCUGCACAGCAUCUAAUUGAUCAGCCAAGAAGCUCAUUUUCUGAGGACUGGAGAGGGGCAGGUCCUGGUGUUCUAUGCACUUUCUGCGGAGAUGUUUGUAAGUUUCCUUGUUUGGGCUGGUCCAGUAGAAGGACUUAAGUCUCCUAAAAAGUAUUUCUUGAAACUAUUUCUAAACUUCCACUUGAAAGUAGGAAGGCGACACUACCAAGAUUUCAAAAGGAGCAGGCCAGUCAAAACCCUUAAAAGCACAAGAAUUUUUUUACCGUCUACAAACCUGUUGAGGAAAGCUCAUUUUUUCCAGCCUAGAGAAAAACUGCUUAUGGGGUGGAAACAGCAAUAAUGGUAAUAGAUGAGAAGACGUUAAAAAUCUCUCAAUAAAAUAUAAUCUGCUUAAUUCAAAA
Numida meleagris (helmeted guineafowl) is the source of this 2387-nucleotide messenger RNA. It is a transcript of the gene B4GALT4, whose product is annotated as beta-1,4-galactosyltransferase 4. The coding region runs from base 799 to 1866 and encodes 355 amino acids. The record is from RefSeq and is a predicted model, not a curated record. Gene Ontology annotation, molecular function: glycosyltransferase activity. The transcript is spliced from 7 exons. Gene Ontology annotation, biological process: carbohydrate metabolic process. Lineage: Eukaryota; Metazoa; Chordata; Aves; Galliformes; Numididae.